AAUUACCAAAAGUUUCAUCAUGCCGUACGAAUAUGUUAACGGAAAUCAUAAAAAUUCUUUAAAUAUCGAAAGCAUUGCUCGAUCGCCUUAUCUUAAUAGAGGAACUGCAUCGCCGUUAUCCACGCGCAAUGCCUUGAAUAUUACUGGUCUUCUUCCAACCGCAGUAGAAACUCUCGAGCAACAGAAAAAACGCGCAUUAGUUCAAUUGCGUGCUAAAUCAUCGGAUCUAGAGAAAUACAUGUUUCUUGCUUGGCUAAGAAAUACCAACGUCAGAUUAUUUUAUCGUCUCGUUAUCGAUGAAUUGGAU
Scutellospora calospora is the source of this 307-nucleotide messenger RNA. Lineage: Eukaryota; Fungi; Glomeromycota; Glomeromycetes; Diversisporales; Gigasporaceae. The record is from the annotation of a GenBank genome assembly.